AUGACCAUAGAGGACCUCCCAGAGUUCCCAGUGGACGGAGAGUCUCUGAUCGGAAGAUACCCGUUUUUGUUUUCAGGUUCAGAAACUCCCGUGACCUUCUCCAUUUCCGCAGCACCAAUGCCUUCUGACUGUGAGUUCUCUUUUUUUGAUCCGAAUGAUACAUCAUGCCAGGAAAUUCUCUUUGAUCCCAAAACUUCUGUAUCAGAAUUAUUUGCCAUUUUAAGACAGUGGGUUCCUCAGGUCCAGCAGAACAUUGACAUUAUUGGGAAUGAGAUUCUUAAGAGAGGCUGCAAUGUGAAUGACAGAGAUGGACUGACAGAUAUGACUCUUCUACAUUAUACCUGCAAGUCCGGAGCUCAUGGUAUCGGUGAUGUUGAUACAGCUGUAAAAUUUGCAACUCAACUUAUUGAUCUGGGAGCAGACAUUAGUUUGCGGAGUCGCUGGACAAAUAUGAAUGCUUUACAUUAUGCUGCUUAUUUUGAUGUCCCUGAGCUUGUAAGAGUGAUUUUGAAGACAUCCAAACCAAAAGAUGUGGAUGCUACUUGCAGUGACUUUAAUUUCGGGACAGCUCUGCACAUUGCCGCGUAUAACCUGUGUGCAGGCACCGUGAAAUGCUUAUUGGAGCUUGGCGCCAAUCCUGCAUUUCGGAACGACAAAGGGGAGAUGCCCGCCGAUGUGGUUCCUGACCCGGUGGAAAUGCCAUUGGAAAUGGCCGAUGCCGCGGCCACUGCCAAGGAAAUCAAGCAGAUGCUGCUGGCCGCGGUGCCCCUGCCGUGCGAUGUCUCCAAGCCCGCGCCCCUGAGUUCCGAUCGUGCCACUAGCAAGGCAGUACUGACCUCAGCCGGCCUGAAGUUGGGGGACCGGGUGGUCAUUGCAGGACAGAAGGUUGGAACAUUAAGAUUUUGUGGAACAACUGAAUUUGCAAGUGGGCAGUGGGCUGGCAUUGAGUUGGAUGAACCGGAAGGGAAAAACAAUGGAAGUGUUGGGAAAGUCCAGUACUUUAAAUGUGCCCCCAAAUACGGCAUUUUUGCACCUCUUUCAAAGAUAAGUAAAGCAAAAGAUCGAAGGAAGAAUAUAAUACACUCUCCUUCUACAAAAGCUGUGCCUCUCACCAGGUCCCAGAAAAUUGAUGUGGCUCAUGUAACAUCGAAAGUGAAUACUGGGUUAAUGCCACCAAAAAGAGACAGCACUUCGGAAUCAACGCUUUCGCUGCCGGCUGGUGAGGAACUGAAAACCGUGACAGAGAAAGAUGUUCACCUGCCUGGAUCCAUCAGCAGCUUGUCCUCUGCAUCUUCCUUGGAGCACAAGCAGAGCCGCCCCAGGAAACUGAACGCACGUGGCAAUGGCAAGCAGACCACGAGCAAAAGCCCGUCUGAGCCAUCGAGGGCCAGCGCUGGUUUGAAUUCUUCAGCAAGUUCUGGAGGAAAUAGUGCCCGCCCUGCGGGGGAGCUCCAGCUGGGGGACCGGGUGCUGGUGGUUGGCCAGCGGCUCGGCACCAUCAGGUUCUUCGGGACGACAAACUUUGCUCCAGGACAGUGGUACGGGAUAGAGCUCGAGAAGCCACACGGCAAGAAUGACGGCUCCGUCGGCGGCGUGCAGUAUUUCAGCUGUUCUCCAAGAUACGGAAUAUUUGCUCCCCCUUCCAGGGUACAAAGAGUAACAGAUUCCCUGGAUACACUUUCAGAAAUUUCUUCUAAUAAACAGAAUCAUUCUUAUCCUGGUUUUAGGAGAAGCUUCAGUACCACUUCGGCUUCUUCCCAGAAAGAGAUUAACCGGAGAAACGCUUUUGCCAAAUCCAAGGCCGCCCUGCGCCGCAGCUGGAGCGGCUCGGGCCCGGGCGCGGAGGGCGCGCGGCUGCACGAGGGCGCCCAGGUGCUGCUCACCAGCUCCAACGAGAUGGGCACCGUGCGCUACGUGGGCCCCACCGACUUCGCGCUGGGCAUCUGGCUGGGGCUGGAGCUGCGCAGCGCCAAGGGCAGGAACGACGGCGCCGUGGGCGACACGCGCUACUUCACCUGCAAGCCCAACCACGGCGUCCUGGUGCGGCCCAGCCGCGUGACCUACCGCGGAAUAAACGGCUCCAAGCUCGUGGAGGAGAGCUGCUAG
Pipistrellus nathusii (Nathusius's pipistrelle) is the source of this 2106-nucleotide messenger RNA. Lineage: Eukaryota; Metazoa; Chordata; Mammalia; Chiroptera; Vespertilionidae. The record is from the annotation of a GenBank genome assembly.